Molecule: messenger RNA, 2415 nt
Organism: Ruditapes philippinarum (Manila clam)
Lineage: Eukaryota; Metazoa; Mollusca; Bivalvia; Venerida; Veneridae
Product: mucin-2-like
Exons: 7
Coding region: 20-2101 (693 amino acids)
Molecular function (GO): protein binding
Source: RefSeq, a predicted model, not a curated record
GAUUUUCAACAACCUUCCCAUGACGAUAAGCCUUGAUACAACAACAGAAAGUAACGGAUUUAUGUCCCUGUAUAUACUGGAUAUAUCCAAUGGCUGCUCAACUUCUAUCAAUAGUUUUUGUGAUAUUGAAAGCAAUAAACAGAUUCUGAUUGUAGGUGAUGAAAUAAGGGCAAAGAAAAAAGAGCUUAGUGAUGACCAAAUAUUUACAAUAACAGUAACUUGUUAUAACGAUGGUCAAAGUGAAUCUGCAACAUUGACAUUGUAUGUCGGAGUUACACCUUCAACAACAACGCCCACUUCAACAACUGCGCCUACUACUACUUCAACAACAACAACUUCGCCUACUUCUACGUCAACAACAACAACUCCGCCUACUACUACUUCAACAACAACAACUCCGCCUACUACUACUUCAACAACAACAACUCCGCCUACUUCUACUUCAACAACAACAACUCCGCCUACUACAACUUCAACAACGACAACUCCGCCUACUUCAACAACAACAACAACAACUCCACCUACUACUACUUCAACAACAACAACUCCGCCUACUACUACUUCAACAACAACAACAACUCCGCCGACUUCUACUUCAACAACAACAACUCCGCCUACUACAACUUCAACAACAACAACUCCUUCAACAACAACAACUCCGCCUACUACUACUUCAACAACAACAACACCGCCUUCUACUACUACUUCAACAACAACAACAACUCCGCCUACUACAACAACAACUUCGCCUACUACUACUUCAACAACAACAACUCCGCCAACUACUACUACUUCAACAACAACAACUCCGCCUACUUCAACAACAACUUCGCCUACUACUACUUCAACAACAACAACUUCAACACCCACAACUACUUCAACAACAACAACUCCGCCGCCGACUACUUCAACAACAACAACUCCUCCUACUACUACUUCAACAACAACAACUCCGCCGACUUCAACAACAACAACUCCUCCUACUACUACUUCAACAACAACAACUCAGCCGACUUCAACAACAACAACUCCACCCACAACUACUUCAACAACAACAACUCCGCCGCCGACUCCUACUUCAACAACAACAACUCCGCCUACUACUAAUUCAACAACAACAACUCCGCCGCCGACUACUUCAACAACAACAACUCCGCCGACUUCAACAACAACAACUCCACCCACAACUACUUCAACAACAACAACUCCGCCGCCGACUACUACUACUUCAACAACAACAACUCCGCCUACUACUACUUCAACAACAACAACUCCGCCUACUACAACAACAACAACUCUGUCUACUACUUCUUCAACAACAACAACUCCGCCGACUUCAACAACAACUCCACCCACAACUACUUUAACAACAACAACUCCGCCGCCGACUACUACUACUUCAACAACAACAACUUCGCCGACUUCUACGUCAACAACAACAACUCCGCCUACUACUACUUCAACAACAACAACUCAGCCUACUACUACUUCAACAACAACAACUCCGCCUACUACUACUUCAACAACAACAACUCCGCCGCCGCCGACUACUACUUCAACAACAACAACAACAACUCCGCCUACUACUACUUCAACAACAACAACUCCGCCUACUACAACUUCAAGAACAACAACUCCGCCGACUACUACUUCAACAACAACAACUCCGCCGACUUCUACUUCAACAGCGAGAACUCCGCCGACUUCUACUUUAACAUCAACAACCUCGCCUACUUCUUCUUCACCAUUACAAGUAUUGCUCGGUACCGAAGCAGCAUCGAAAUCUGAGGAGUCGUCAGAUUCCAGCAAUAAUCUUGAAAAGUAUGCAGGUUUAAGUGCGAUUCCAUUUGUAUUCGCUGCCGUAGGAAGUCUGAUCUUUUUCUUGAGGAAAAUUAGAGGUUGUAAACCAAAAAUCCAAGCUGCCAGAAAUAGGAGACAAAGUGAUCAGGACUCGGAGAGCGAUUUCAACAUGGUGGACGAUUCUACUCCUGUAGAAAAUAGCCAACCACCACGAUCACAACAAUUCCAUUCUCAUCCCAGCGUACCAGGUGGAAGAUCUCUCACUCCUGUUGAGAGACGAAACAGUUUAUAUUUCGUAUAGAUGCCGGAAAUAAAACAUCACUACACAUGUUGUACAUUUCUAUGUAAAUGACAUUCUACGUGAAAAAAUGGUUGAUGGAAUAUAGCUGUCAACAGGAUUCUACUGUGAGGAAAAACAGAAGGGCCAUGAAAUAUAAUAUUGUAUUCACUAAUUUUGUUUUUAACAUAACUGCUAAAUUAUAAACUGUUAAAUCAUAACUUGUAAAAACAAAAGACAGAAACCAAAUAGCAAACAUUUAUCAUAUACAUGUACAUGUAUAUCUCAUUGACUCAGGAUCAACAAAAUAUUUCCUUUGACUCACCCAGGAUAUCCGA